This is a messenger RNA of Sesamum indicum (sesame), 2315 nucleotides long. RefSeq names its product PPR superfamily protein. Gene Ontology annotation, biological process: RNA modification. NCBI's taxonomy places the organism in Eukaryota, Viridiplantae, Streptophyta, Magnoliopsida, Lamiales, Pedaliaceae. Gene Ontology annotation, molecular function: protein binding; RNA binding. The record is from RefSeq and is a predicted model, not a curated record.
UCUUUUUCGGAUCACAGCUUUCUUUGAUGAGAAACCAAAACUUAGUGCUAUCCUUUGCCAGAGCAAUAACGUUUGCUCUGAAACAUAAACCCCUACUCCUAUCCAACUUUUCUCUUCGAGUACACACGCUCUGUGAUAACAAACAUAUUGACCAUGCUAAUAUUUAUUCCUAUAACCGAGCCAUUGAUAACUUACUGAAAUCAGGGUCCUUAGGUUCUGCCCUCAACUUGUUUGAUCAAAUGCCCGAACGAGAUGUCAUCACUUGGAACAUUAUGAUUUCAGGGUAUUAUCAUUAUGGGUUUGUAAGAGAGUCAUUUAGUUUGUACAGUCAAAUGGUUUUUCAGGGCAUUGUAGAGAAUUCAUCUACGUUUUCAACUGUUUUGAGUAUCUGCAGCUAUGCAGGGUUGUUUAGAGAAGGACUUGUAGUUCAUAGCAGAGCUAUUGUUCUUGGGCUUAGUCCAAAUGUAUACAUUGGCUCCGCCCUUAUCGAUCUUUAUUUGCAAAUGGGCCUCAUUGAUAUUGCUUUGAGAUUGUUUAGUACCUUGCAAGAUAGAAAUUUGGCUACAUGGAAUGUUGUGCUGCGUGGCGUUUAUGAAAUGGGACGAUCAAGAGAGUUGCUAAGAAUAUAUAAUGACAUGACAUUGGAUGGCAUUGAGCCGAAUGGGCUCACCUUUUGCUAUUUGAUUCGGGGCUGCGGUUGUGAGAGGUUUCUCGAGGAAGGAAUGCAGAUGCAUUGUUGUGUAAUCAAGAAAGGGCUAGUCAAUUCAAAUUUGUUUGUAGCCAAUGCUUUGGUGGACUUUUACUCUGCAUGUGGGAGUUUAAUCGAGACUUGGAAGUCUUUUGAGGUUAUCCCUCCUGAGGAUGUCAUAUCUUGGAAUUCCUUGGUUUCCGUUUGUGCUGCCAAUGGCUAUUCAUUUGAUGCUCUAGAAGUCUUCCAAAGAAUGCAAUUCUGGGGUAAGAAACCGUCAGUCUGUUCAUUCUUGGGAUUCUUGAAGUUAUCUAGUGCUACAAAGAACAUAUCAUUUGGGAAGCAAAUUCAUUGUUGCCUCAUGAAAUUAGGGAUUGACACUCUCCUCGUUCAGUCUGCUCUGAUCGACAUGUAUGGAAAAUGUGGCGAUAUUGAGAGCUCAGUCAGCAUAUUUGACAGUAUUCCUCAGAGGACACUGGAGUCCUGUAAUCCUCUCAUGACAUCUUUACUAAGUUGUGGUCUAAUACAGGAUGUGAUUGAGCUGUUUGGUCUAAUGGUAGAUGAAAAGAUUGGAUAUGAUGAAGUUAGUCUUUCUUUGACUCUGAAAGCACUGUCAGUCUCUCUUCCUGCCAGCUCAGCUAGCUGUUCUUUGCUGCACUGUUGCGCUAUAAAAUCAGGUUUUGAAUCUGAUAUUGCAGUCACUUGUUCUCUGAUCGACGCAUACUCUAGAUCUAGUGAAAUUAAACUUUCCUGCCAGAUUUUCAAUCAACUUUCCUUCCCAAACGUCAUCUGCUUCACAUCAAUAAUUAGCGCACUUGCGCGGAAUGGUAUGGGAAUGGAAUGCCUUGAAAUGCUUGAUGCGAUGAUCCAAAAUGGUCUAAAACCUGAUAAAGUAACAUUUUUGAGUGCAUUAAUGGGUUGCAACCAUUCAGGACUGAUAGAAGAGGGAAGAUUACUCUUCUGCUCAAUGCAAACGCAUUAUGGCAUACAUCCAGAGAGGCAGCAUUAUUCAUGUAUGGUUGAUCUUCUGAGUCGUGCCGGUUUACUAGAUGAAGCAGAAGAGCUGAUCAAAGAUACUCCAUGGUACGGUGAUCCUGUGAUUUGGAGCUCAAUUUUGAGGAGUAGCAGCAUUCACAAAAAUGAACAAGUAGGAAAGAGAGCUGCCAAAAUGUUGUUGGACCUUGAGCCGGAGAACCCUUCUGGUUGGUUGCAGGCUUCUAAUUUUUAUUCUCAGAUUGGGGAUUUUGAGAUGAUGAGACAAUGUCGGGAGAUUGCUAUAGCAAGACAGAUGAGAAGAGAAAUAGGCCAGAGUAUGAUUGAGGUGCGCGAUUACAGCUACCACAACAAAGAGCAGAUGCUAUAUUAAUGAAGUAGUAGUAGGGGAGUUAGAGCAACCCAAAAGACAGUACAGGAUAAGGAUACGCUCAACAUUCCAAAGGAGUUCCAGGCCUUCUAUGAUAUGCAUACAGUUAUGUAUUGCAAUGAGCCACGAGCCACAAGGAGGUUAUAUUUCUGUUCUUCUGGUUCCCGUAAGAAAACAUUAGAAUAAUGUUGAUCUUCAUGUUCAGAUUGAACUCCGAAGUACUAUGAAAUUAAACCCGAUCAAAGAUAUCUGUCCCACAACUUU